AUGAGCCGGGCGGACAUGGUUCACUACUUGGACGUGAGAGGUUGGUGGGACGCGGGCGAGUGCGAGUGGUGCUUCGACCGCGCAGUGGCCUACCGGGCUGAGCAUGCUCUUGGCAUACUUGGCCCCAGGUCUAAUUUCGUGCACCUGCACUUGGUUCUGCCUCCCUCCAUACCUGCUGUACCCCCGAAUCGACCAGACAAGGCUAUUGUUGAGUACUCCGGGAGCGUAGCACUGCAGCGGCUAGGGGGGGGAGAAGGGAGUCCCGCCUCAUCCAGCCUGCCCGCGAUCCUGGGUUCCGCGUGUGCUGCUGGAAACCCCGCUGCUCCAUCUGUCCCUGCUGGUUCUCCUGCUACCUGCGAUGCUUCUCCAGCGUGGUCCUUCUGCUGGCGCUGCAGCAGCUGCUGGGCUGCCUACCGCCGUGCUGUCAGCUUCGCUACCUUCCUCGUGCUAGUGGCAAGAUCACCCCGUGUUGCAACUCUAUGGAAGGCCCGCAUAGACACAGCCUCUGCAACAUUGGCGGCUCUUGUGUCUGAGCUUGGGGUGUGCAGGCAGGAGGAGCAGGACUGCUUUGCUUCAACGCUGGUGCAGGUGCUGGGGGUGAAGGAGAGUGCUGAUCUGCAGGAAGGGUUCGGCUUUUUCAUGCAGCAUCUUCUGCGUGACAGCGUGGAGAAGGUGCAGGCAGAGGGGAAGCGGGAGAAAGGGAAGAGAGCUUUCGCUUUGGGCAAUGCGGGGCCAAUUGCAACGGUUGCGAUGAAGCUGAUGGGAGGUGGCAGGGGAGUAGAGAGCAUUGGAGGAGGCCGUACGGUGGGCCUGGGGGGAAUUCUGCCGGCCCCAGGGGUUAGGGAGGAUGGAGGAGACGGGAACGGCGGCAGUCAGGGGAGGGAUGGAGGUGCGGGCAAUGGGGCCAGAACUUUCAGGGAUGUUGGAUGGAGAGAGCAUCUGAAGGGGCGUGAGUGGGAGAGGUAUGUGGAUGGCAUGGCUUGGAUUUUGGAGCAUGGAGGGGGGGAAGGGAGGGGGCUCAGUGUUCUCCAAGCCAGAGUUCCGUGA
This is a messenger RNA of Closterium sp. NIES-65, 1047 nucleotides long. Lineage: Eukaryota; Viridiplantae; Streptophyta; Zygnematophyceae; Desmidiales; Closteriaceae. The record is from the annotation of a GenBank genome assembly.